AUGUACACCUACUUCAAACAACAACACUCGACAUUAUCGGUUCCGGUUCCAAUUCCGAUGCAAUCGAAUCAUCCGAUCUCACCACCAUCUUCAUCAUCAUCACCCCAAUCAUGUAGUCAAGGUCAUCGAUCUUCGCUCAUCCUUCAAUCCGAAGAAGGAGGUUCAAUUUGCUUACUCUGUUUCACAAACCUAAUCACAAACCCUAAUUCUCCAACCUUCCAUGUAUCCUACGCUCUCUCUCAGCUCUCUCAUGCCGUCUCUCAGCCUUCCUUUCUCUCUCCUCUUCUCUCGUUUCAUACUCACCUCAUUCUCUCUCCUCUUGUUCAUUCUCUAUCAUCUUUUGAUGAUGAACAGAUUGCUCGCCAAGUUAUUGAUGUUGUUUCUCAGAUUUCUGAUUAUGGCGGUUCUUCGGUUGCUGGUGAUUUUGUUGCCAGUGUUGCUGCUGUUUUGUCGUCUGGUGAGCUUGCUUGGAGUCGUCGUCAGGUUUACUCGCUACAUUGUCUGGGAGUUUUUUUGACACGUCAAAUGGAUACUUAUGACAGUAUCAAAGAUAAAACUGGUCUGAUCAACAAUCUUGUGAUGGGUCUUCAAUUGCCAAGUGAAGAAAUUCGAGGGGAGAUCAUGUUUGUUCUGUACAGGAUAUGUAUCCUCCAGUAUUCCAGUGAAGAUGAGGAAGGUGCUGAUAUAUUGUUUGAGUAUUGCCCCAUGAUCUUACAAUUAUCUUUGGAUGCACUUAUGAAGACUCAAAGAGAUGAUGUUCGCCUAAACUGUUUAGCUCUUCUGAAGGUGUUGGGUCAAAGAGGAUUCCUCUCAAAUGCCUUUUCAAGUGAGUUCAACAUGAUGGAUACCUGUGAAGCGGAUAACUAUACGCAAUCCUCCAAUGAUGAACCUAAUGGUUCUUCUUUAAGUAGAUUGUUUGCUGAGGCUAUUAAGUCUCCGUUGCUCUCUCCUGAUAGUCAAGUUCAAGUCUCUACACUGGACCUCAUAGUACAUUGUUUGUCAUGUGGGAACUGUUCACUCAAGCAAAUUCAAGUCUUGGUGGAAGAGAAUCUUGCAGACUAUAUAUUUGAAAUACUAAGGCUAUCAGAGUACAAGGACCAGAUUGUAAGCUCUUGCGUUCAAGCUCUUGAUAUCUUAUCAGCGGCUGAACACGUCUUCAGGCAGAGGCUUUCCCUUGGCUUCUCUACUUUGGUCUCUGUUCUGCCUCAGGUAGCUGAAGUACCUUUUCAUCCUGUUCAACCUCAGAUGCUAAAGCUCAUAUUGGUUGGCAUCUCAAGUUAUCCCGGAGUAGUAUCUGCCAAACUUGCUGAAGAAAUAAGUAGUUCCUUGACACUAAUACUAAAGAGAUACUCUGCUGGUGAGAUGGGUAUGCUUCCUGAAGCAUUCAUUACCAUCUGUUCCAUUUUUGUUGCUCUUGUGAAAUCUCCUUCAGCUAGCAGAGCUUCAAAUUUGAUGGCUACAGUCCUGCAAGCAUCAAGACAUGCAAUUCUGGCCUCAUUGAGCACAAAUGACUUAAACAGCUACCAACUUCUGCAUUCUUUAUCUCUGUUAAAAGAAACAUACUCAUUUUGUCACGAAAUCAGCUCUAUAUGUAAUAGUACAGAGAUGCAACCGAGAGAUUCAAUUAUAGAAGUAUGUCAAAAUCAUAUAGUACCUUGGUUUAUGACAGAAAUCAAUGGUUUGGAAGAGGAGAGUGUGUUAAGAAUAUUGGAGACCUUGCACUUCAUACUGUUACAAGCUCAUGAUAAUCAGGCCUUGCAACGCACUCAUGCUCUACUUUCACUCUCGUGGUUCAGCUUGUCUUUCAGAUGUUUAGGUCUGUACCCAACAGAAAAGAUGAAAUUGACAGUGUAUCUGAUGCUAAGUACUAUUGUGGAUAAUAUUCUUGGCGAUGAUUCUGGCAAAUCCAUCAGAACUGUUGCAUCUGCUUUGCCAAUAGAUCCUGUUGAUCUUCUGUUUCUUCUGGGGCAGAAGCACAACUUAGAUCUGUCAUCUUGCCAGAUUGCUGUAUUACAAAUACUGCAUAUCAGCUCUUUAUACGACGAAAUGCAAGUAUCUAACCCUGCUUUGAAUUUUCUUGACUUAUUAAUGUCCUUCAAGUUUUCCAUCUUAACCUUUAGAUUUUUCCCCAUCUUUCUCAGGCUUGCUGACAAGAAGCUAAUUUUGACUUCUCUGGAGCAAUAUAUGCUUGCCAACAGCAGCCACUUGCUUUUCAGAGCUGUUGACUCGAUUGUGGUAGUCUAUUUGUUGAAUCUUUAUGCUCUGUGUAGAAGCUUUUCCAAGAAAAACUACCAAAUUUGUUACAGUUCUGAUGCAGAAAAGAUUUUCUUCGAGCUCUUGGAGGAGCAAGAUUGGGAUUUAUCAUCUUUUGACAUUCACCCAUCCUCAUUAAAAUGGUUGUUUCAACAGGAGAAAUUCAGCAAGUCCUUGUCUUGCCAAAUCCUCAAACUCUCUCGAAAUAGUUUCUCAAAUGACACCCUAAUGAACUGUGGGAUUCUUAAUUUCCACGAUAUAGCAUGUUUAGCCUCUGUAGGAGACAACCUUUUACCAAAACUGUUGGUCCUUCUGCUGAAACAGCUUGUUGGAAAUGAUAUGUUACUAGAGGAUGUAAUAUCAUUACUUCAUUUUAUAUCGUCAAUUAUCACCAUUUUUCCGCAUGCUGCAGAUCAGCUCUGCAUGCAUGGAAUGGGCAGUGCAGUUCAAAAUCUCUGUUCGAAUUUGUUAUGUUCUUCCUCACUAGAGAGCUACAUGAUCGUUUCACGUUUUAUCUUCAUCAUCUUAUGUUCUGUGCAAUCUCAAACACUCUAUGAUGAUGAAGCUUGGCUUGCAGUGGUGAUGAAGGUAGGUAAGUUUUUGUGUAAAAGCAUUCAGACCUGGUUUCAUCCAUGA
This is a messenger RNA of Chenopodium quinoa (quinoa), 2889 nucleotides long. Its product is annotated as protein PRD1-like. The transcript has 5 exons. The record is from RefSeq and is a predicted model, not a curated record. Lineage: Eukaryota; Viridiplantae; Streptophyta; Magnoliopsida; Caryophyllales; Amaranthaceae. Gene Ontology annotation, biological process: meiotic DNA double-strand break formation. The coding region runs from base 1 to 2889 and encodes 962 amino acids.